Messenger RNA from Prunus armeniaca (apricot), 171 nucleotides. NCBI's taxonomy places the organism in Eukaryota, Viridiplantae, Streptophyta, Magnoliopsida, Rosales, Rosaceae. The record is from the annotation of a GenBank genome assembly.
AUGGGAGGAGAUUUCGAAGAUGUUGAUUUCGAAGAUGUUCGGCCUGAGGAGGUGGACCAAGUAAACUCCUCACCAUUCACCGCUAAGAUCAAAGACGCGGCUCUACCAAGGCGAUUCCCAACGCCUCUUUCACACACUUCAAAAGGGAUUCUGAUCCCGAGAGUCAUCUGA